AUGUCGACCGGCCGCCACAUCGGCACGCUCAUCGUCGUCGUCCUCAAAGCGAGGAACCUCCCAAACAAGCGUCACAUCGGAAAGCAAGACCCGUACUGCCAGGUCCUCUUCAACGGCGAGCGGAGGCGCACCAAGGCAAUCAAGCGCGGCGGCCAGCACCCUGAAUGGGACGAGGAAAUCCGCUUCGAGCUCUUUGAAGAUGUCGACUCGGACCUGCCGCACGUCCCAGGGUCAGAGACCCCGCCGCCGCCUCCGCCCAAGGCGAACGGCAAGCCCCCCAAGGUCCAAGGUGGCAACUUCAUGAACAUCGCCUGCUUCGCUGAAGAUCCCCGUGACCCGGACCUGAUCGGAGAAGCGAAGGUGGAUUUGACGGAGGUGCUCACCAAGGGCGAGACCGAUGAAUGGUUCACUGUGAUGAACAAAGACAAGUACUGCGGGGAGGUGUACCUCGAGCUUACGCUGUGGUUUGAUGAGCCUCCUCCGGUCAAAAAAGCGACCGCUAAGCCUCCGAACAACGCCCAGUACGGAGGAAGCGGGACGUUUGUGCCUCUAGGAGAAUCCGGGUCGGCCGGCUCUUCUUAUACGGACCUUUCGCGCAUGACGAGUUCAGCAAGUACGAGUACGACGGGGAGCCGUGACACCUUACCUCCGUCGCUACGGUCAGCAUCCUCCCAACUCAACGUCUACCAUGCGCCGUACGAAAGUGUCAGAUCGCACAAUUCAUCUAUCGAUGGGAUCACGAACGAGUUUGCGGAGCUGCAGGUGCAGCCGGGUGGACAUCGGAGGCAAAGCAUGCCGGCGCAAAUGGGGAGCUACUUGCCCCGGCCUGCUUCGGCGAUGAGUGCGUAUGAUCAGUACGACCAACAACAGUACGACCAACAGCAGUACGAUCAACAGCAGUACGACCAGCAGCAGUACGACUAUGGGGCUGACCAGCAACAGCCUUACGCCAACGAUAAUGUCCAUUUGCCCGACCCAUACCAACCUGCGUACGAGCAAAGAGCGCCUCCCGCCCCAUCUAGCUUCUCUGCGCACGGGGGUCGACCUCGGUACAGCCUGCCCCCUACUUCGUCUGGGUUCAUGCCAUUGGUUCCUCAACCUUCAGGGUUCAUUCCUUUGAACUCUCAACCGCCGGCACCCUCGGGUUUCCUCCCUCCCCCGUCUGUGACGCCAGCCCCUGGAGGGUACAGUGGAGCAGUUGCUGCAAGUCGGAUACCGUCAUCUAGCUUUUCCACCAUGCCAUCCGCCCAGACUGCUCCCUCUGGCUUCGCUGCGUCACAUCCGCCGAUGCAUUCGUCUACAUACCCUCCCCCGGCAGGACAGCCCUCGUCUAUGUACUACAGCCAACCUCCAUCUGCGAAUGCUCCUCCCGCGAGCCCCUACCCUGGUCAACCGCCUGCACCUGGCUCGUACUCCCCGAACGGCUCAUACCACCAACCACCGCCAGCAUCUUCUUACCCUCCGGGUACCCCUCCGACCACAUACCCACCUAACUUAUCCUAUCAGCAACCUCCACUUCAGCCCGCAUCGGCACCUUCGCAUUCGUACCCACCGCUACCCGCCCCACCUUUACACCAAUCUCUCUCUGCACCUCCCGAGCAGCCUUCAUACGGACAUGUGUCUCCCUCACCUUCCCAUGACAAUAUUCCUCCACCUCCUCCCCUGACGGACAGUCCGCCUAGCUCGCAGGCAGUCGUCGCUACCCAUCCCGCCAACUACUCUGGGUACUACAACGGCAACGUGCCGCAGUCGUCCUUCCCAACCGCGAUGCCGUACCAGCAGAUCCCGCCACCCCCGCCGCUGCCUGGACAAGCUGUACCGCCGCCCAUGCAAUCGUCUUUCUCUAACGGCUCGCUGCCCGUCCCGGGUCCUCCGCCUCCUUUACCCCCUUCUUCGUCAUUUGGCCAGCCCGCCCCACAGCCCCCGAAGCGCCGGCCAAGUCUUCCACCUCCGCCCGUAGGCAGUGGGUACGCCCUCCAGGCCUCAGGUUUCCAGCAGCUCCCGCCGCCUCCACCGCCGCCGAGCAUGCCUUCGCACAUGCAGUAUGAGCCACAGGGCUCGUACUCUCCCACUCACAACGGGCAGGCAUACUACCCUGGUCCGCCGCCCAGGCCACCACAGUAUCUACCAACUCCAGGUGUUCAGCACGAGUAUCAGUACAGCCAGUGA
This is a messenger RNA of Epithele typhae, 2169 nucleotides long. RefSeq lists its product as uncharacterized. Bases 1 to 2169 code for a protein of 722 amino acids. The record is from RefSeq and is a predicted model, not a curated record. The transcript is spliced from 7 exons. NCBI's taxonomy places the organism in Eukaryota, Fungi, Basidiomycota, Agaricomycetes, Polyporales, Epitheliaceae.